GUUUGCUGCGUUAUUACUGAUUUUCUAGUCAUGUCUGCCAGACGUUUGUUCCUUCAGCUCUUUCAGUAACAUAUUUUCUGACUUUUUUACUUGCUUAUUUGACACUGGACUUUCUGUCUAUUUAGCAGUCUCGUGGGCACAGAUUGGUUCUUUUCAGGAUACUGUAGCUGGAGUCCAUUAUUCCUAGAGCCCUCCCCUUCAUUUCUCUUUAUUGCUUUUGGUCUUUCCCCAACUCAUUUUAAGAUUGUUCCUCCAUUGUCUUGUGUUUACUCUCUUCUCUUCUGUAACAGAUAUAAAGGUCAUGUCCUCUUUUUAUUCUUUCCUUUAUUAAGUAUCCAUUAUGUCCCCCUCUCAUCUUUGUAGUGAGGGAGGAAUACUGGAUCUAGUCCCCUCAUUGUCUUUCUCCAUACACAGGAUUACACCAUAGUGAAGAAGACAUGGGGGGAGUGUGUGGCCCCCAGCAGCCAUCUCCAUGAGUCAGGAGGAUGGAGCAGGGCCUGGGGCCCCAUCACGGAGCCUCCACCUCACUCACUUAUACAUGAGAAGAAGAUCCUAGAACUCACCCACAGGAUCACUGAGCUGCUGACUGGAGAGGUUCCUAUAAGGUGUCAGGAUGUGGCGGUCUAUUUCUCCAUGGAGGAGUGGGAGUAUGUAGAAGGACACAAGGAUCUGUACCAGGACAUAAUCAUGAUGUAUAAUUACCCACCAGAGAUGGAUGAGGACAGGAACUACAUGGCUAAAAUAUUAGACCUCGCCUUAGUGAUGAUCUACUUGGUAACUGGAGAGGAUUACAAAAUAAUGAAGGAGCUUCCACCUCACUCACCAAUACAUGAGAAGAAGAUCCUACAACUCACCCACAGGAUCACUGAGCUGCUGACUGGAGAGGUUCCUAUAAGGUGUCAGGAUGUAGCGGUCUAUUUCUCCAUGGAGGAGUGGGAGUAUGUAGAAGGACACAAGUAUCUGAACCAGGACAUAGUCAUGAUGGAGGAUCACCGGCCCCUCACAUCACAAGAAAAUCCCAGUAAGAAUUCUGAGGGAAACUUCAUGUUAUCCCUGAAUGAUAAAGGAGAAGAUGAAGAUAUGAUGGAGCGCUCCUCAGGAGAAGACCUCCUUACCCCUAAUGUCCAUCCAGAUCUAUCCUAUAAUAAUCCACCUGAUCAUGAGGAACCUUCUCCUGACCAACCACACAUUGUUAUCACAAGGACAGGUCAGGAGAGGGAAGAAACUCUUAAAUGUGAUGAAUGUGGAAAAGAGUUUACAGACAGAUCAGAUCUUCUUGCACACAAAAGAAUUCAUGCAGGGGAGAAACCGUAUUCAUGUUCAGAAUGUGGGAAAUACUUUACAGAUAAAUCAAAUUUUGUUAUACAUAUGAGAAUUCACACAGGAGAGAAGCCGUUUUUAUGUUCAGAAUGUGGGAAAUGUUUUAUAAGUAAAUCACAUCUUGCUUCACAUCAGAGGAGUCACACAGGAGUGAAGCCGUAUUCUUGUGCAGAAUGUGGAAAACGUUUUAUGAGUAGAUCCGAUCUUCUUAUACAUGAGAGAAGUCACACAGGAGAGAAGCCGUAUUCAUGUUUGGAGUGUGGGAAAUGUUUUACAAGUAAACAAAGUCUUGUCACACAUGAGAGAAUUCACACAGGAGAGAAGCCAUAUGUAUGCCCAGAAUGUGGAAAAUGUUUUAUAGAUAAACAAAGUCUUGUUUCACAUGCAAGAGUUCACACAGGACAGAAGCCGUAUGCUUGUUCACAUUGUGGGAAAUGCUUUACAUACAAGUCAAGUCUUGUUACACAUGAGAAAAUUCACACAGGAGAAAAGCCAUAUCCAUGUACAGUGUGUGGAAAAUGUUUUACAAAGAACUCACAUCUUCUUAUACAUGAGAGAAUUCACACAGGAGAAAAGCCGUAUCCCUGUGCAGAAUGUGGAAAAUGUUAUACAAAUAAAUCACAGCUUAUUAAACAUGAGAGAAGUCACACAGGAGAGAAGCCAUAUUCAUGUUCACAAUGUGGGAAAUGUUUUACAAUGAAAUCUCAUCUUCUUACCCAUGAGAGAAGUCACACAGGAGAAAAGCCUUAUUCGUGUUCACAAUGUGCAAAAUGUUAUGCAGAAAAGCCAAGUCUUAUUGUACAUGAGAGAAGUCACACAGGAGAGAAGCCAUUUUCAUGUUCACAAUGUGGGAAAUGCUUUUCAAGUAAACCAAGUCUUGUUAUACAUGAGAGAAUUCACACAGGAGAAAAGCCAUAUCCAUGUACAGCUUGUGGGAGAUGUUUUAUAAGUAAAUCUUAUCUUGUUAAACAUGAGAGAAGUCACACAGGAGAAAAACCGUAUGCAUGCUCAGAAUGUGGGAAAUGUUUUACAAGAAAGUCAUAUCUUCUUACACAUGCGAAAAUUCACAAAGAAAAAACUCCAGUGUGAUGUAUAGGAAAACAAAUUUAGAAUCUCAUCAGAGAAUUCAUGUAGAGACAAUUUCAUAUUGUUGAUGGGAAUGUGAGAAAUGCCAGAAGAAGAAAAAAAUGUUUGAGAUGUCUGCUUUUCAAUUAUUAAAGAAGCACUCCGUUAUUUCA
Hyla sarda is the source of this 2558-nucleotide messenger RNA. Its product is annotated as gastrula zinc finger protein XlCGF26.1-like. NCBI's taxonomy places the organism in Eukaryota, Metazoa, Chordata, Amphibia, Anura, Hylidae. Gene Ontology annotation, biological process: regulation of transcription by RNA polymerase II. Gene Ontology annotation, molecular function: RNA polymerase II cis-regulatory region sequence-specific DNA binding; DNA-binding transcription factor activity, RNA polymerase II-specific. The record is from RefSeq and is a predicted model, not a curated record.